Eimeria tenella is the source of this 2844-nucleotide messenger RNA. RefSeq names its product Myosin IJ heavy chain, putative. The record is from RefSeq and is a predicted model, not a curated record. Bases 1 to 2844 code for a protein of 947 amino acids. The transcript has 5 exons. NCBI's taxonomy places the organism in Eukaryota, Apicomplexa, Conoidasida, Eucoccidiorida, Eimeriidae.
AUGCCGUUGCACACCCUCGCCUGCAGACUACGCAAAACUCUACUCCCUUUGUUGGAGAGACUUUUGCACGAGCAAGAAAACAAGGUGGAAGCGCUCCUUCCGCAGAGGAUGGCCGCGCUGGGUAGUGAUUCAGCUUGCAUAUCUCUGCAUGAUGAACAAAAGAAGCAGUGCCGGGUACUCGAAACUUUGAGACACUGGAACCCAGCAACUGUCAGGGACCGCUUGCUAGCCUCUGCAACUCUUGGAUUGCUUCCGCAGUGCCGACCAGGCACAUUCAUUUGCGGCGUUUCCCUCCUCUGCUUCAAGGCCUCUGCCUAUGGAGAGGCUGCAGCGCUAAUGACUGACCCAGCAAAAUUCUUCGAAACCCCAGGAGACUUAUGCCGGUUGAUCACGGCCAUCCAACGUUUGCGGUGGCGUGUGGCUGUUCGUAUCAUUCUCCAUGUGCAUCCCAAGUUACUAUGGCUCCAGCGAAGAGCCUUCUUGAUGAGAGAGAUCAAGGAAGCGGCUGCCACUGCGGCCUUACGAGUGAUGCUGCUCAAGAAGCAUAUCCUUAUCCCCUUGCGGAAGCGUGUGAAGCGACGGCUCUCCAUUCGCCAUGGUCUAGGGUCGUUGGAGCGUUUCAUGUCGCACCAUUCUGCUCGAAUGGCGAAGCUACCGGCAGGCACUAGCAGCCGCAGACUCAGCGAAAAACGCCACUGCGUGGCAGCUCACAUAGGCAGCAAUCUGUAUUGCGUUGACGCUUCGGAAUUAUUCUCAGAAGAGGAAUUCCAGCCUUUCAUCGGCGUCUCGGAAGAGAAAAAGCCAAACAAAUCCUUACAGUCCUUGGCACAAGAGCCUCUGGUUGAAAUGCAGCAUGCAAAACAGGACCAAAAAUUCGAUGCACAGCUUCAUACCAGCUACCCAGAACGUAGUGAGCACUGCUCAUGUACAACUGUUAUGGCCAGUCAGUCAAGCCUGGUUUGCAUUGCCAAGCACCCCUGCCAUACUGGUCUACUCCUUGCAGCCGAUUCGGCCGCAAACCUCGUGCAGCUUGCAUUAUCAGGAUGCAACUGUGAGUCUAUAACCAUGACGAAUGCCCUGCUGAGAGAUUCAGCACCUACCACGUCCACUGCCUCUGGCGAGCCCUCAACAUCAUUACCUGCCCUUGACUCUCGAGCUCGUCUUCUAGCUAGAGCCGCCGCGAAAUGCAGUGCCUCCGACGAAAAGCGCGCUUCCAAGUGCUCAACCAUGCCUUGCUGCAAUGUUCCUGAGUACAACAGUAACCAUGAUUCCCUACUGGUAGCCAGGCUCGACGGGCACAUGCAGGAGGCUGAAUCUCCGCUGCUGUCACAGAUGACGCGCACGACACUUCCCCCUGAAGCGUGGCUGCCCAGGGACCUGCUCGAUGAAAUUAUUCAGACCCCUCAGGAUCAAUUAUGCCAUACAAGACACCCACGACCACCAACUGUGCGGCCGCUCAGCGUUUCCUUUGCAAGCCCCAUAACCGCAGAUUACGCCAUCGUCGUGUGCCUUGUGCAAGGCAGCAGCAGCAAGAACAACAACAACAACAGCAGCAGCAGCGGCAUAGGCAACCUCACUCUCGUUCUAGUCGACUUGUUGAGGAGGGAACCUGCUGGCUGGAUUCCUCUGUCUUUUGCGUCCCAUGAUCUAUCAGUCUGUGCUCGCCGCAACUCUGCGUACCUUCAACAGCUCUCCCAAACAGCUCUCCUAGAGUCUAACACUAAUGUUGGGAAAAUCAAAAGCGCAGCCGCUGAGCUUCGUGCUGCACGAAAUCAGCGGCCUACGGCACGCAGUCGUAGCACCAUGCUCUCUACAAUUCGUUUGCAACCUCUUUGGGGCAACGUGUGGGCGGUCACAGGCCCCUCCUUGCUCGCCAUCUUCUCUACCAACCUAAGGUAUCUGCAGCAUCCACCACAGGAGCUUGAAGCACAGUCAGGAGUCAGGGAUCCACCGCUUCGUCUUCUGUGGAACUUGGCCUCUGUUCCGCGCGUAAGUGGAAUGAGCCUUGAAGUGGCUGAAGAAUGGUUUACUGGAUGCACAUACACGCGUUUAGCCCCAGCAGCCCUCAGUUCAGUCAGUGGCACUGACCCGAUCAUACAGGCUCUACAAUUGAUGCCCUUUGGAGAAGUAACGCGGGCUCUCGAAGCAAGGAUGCAGCGGCUCUUGCUGCUUUCUACUGCGGAUGACUCUCUGGUUUUGCUACAAUGGAGUGAGGGCAGCUGCGGCCUCGCCAGUGGAUCGGGAAACCUUGUACUGUUAGAUCAGAUCCGUUUGCCUUUUCCUGUGCUACAUUUUCUACGAAAAGAGCCACUACCAGUCAGUCUAUCCCCUCAAAUGGCUGACGAAACAAAUGAGUCCGAUCUUCGCCUCUUGCGGGUCGUACCGUGGGAAGCUGACUCCCUAGUGCCGCGUUUGAUUGUUGGUGAUAAUUCUUGCAAUAAUAUUGACCUCAGUGACAGCACCACAGCCUCUGGUAGUAGUACCAGCGACUGGAAGUGUGGCCUCGAAAGGCGCCGUCCCCAAAAGUCUGGACACGCAAGGACUAAGGAGAGGAAACUUGGACUGCUUCUUCGAGACUUCCCAUUGUACGGCAUUGCUCUUGUUUUGAGCGAUGGGAGUCGCGUCCUGCGAUCACUGGAUGAAGUGGCCUCGCAGCCUCGGCAAAACACUACAGGGGACCAGGAGAGCCAACUUUUGGCGAUAACCCCUUUGCCUGCCCGCUCGAGUGUCUUCACCUCGUUGAGACGGUUUCGUGACGGCUGUGUUAAAUUUUGUGUUGAGGAUGGCGAAGGCAACUAUCGCGUGACCAAACAGCUUCACCUGCAAAGCUUUUUAGAAAGCUAA